Messenger RNA from Chilo suppressalis (striped riceborer), 4781 nucleotides. Lineage: Eukaryota; Metazoa; Arthropoda; Insecta; Lepidoptera; Crambidae. The record is from the annotation of a GenBank genome assembly.
GGUUGCGCCAGUAUGGCAUUUUGAAUUGACCGCGUAAAAUUCGUAUAAUCGCCCAUCGCCUUAUUUUAAAUUUAAUAGUUAAAUUGGCACUUUACUCAUUUCCUUUUCCCAUCUCCCUCCUGCACAUACCUAUCUCGCAUGCAAGAGUGAGACGACGAAUGUCCACUGGGGACAUCUAGCGGGUGUUGUAGUUAACAUGCUUCUUAGCAAAUCCGCACCUUUUGUUAAUGGCUGCCGUAAAUCGCGCUCUUCGUAAUUAAUUCGUUUGAUAAACAAAAACUAUAGUUCGAGUGAUUCUCAUUGUGAAAAUAGAAGUGCAAGACUAACCAUUUGGUGUUACCCAUAAGAAUAUCAACCGGCCACGAACCCAAGUUCGGUUUUGGAUAGCUUGCUCGACGCGUCCACCUCAGGAGCUUCUGUACUGACCGUUGAUGCAAGAGACGAACAAGGGGGACAUAACUCAUGUUACCGCAGUAUGCAAGCACACACGGAGCCAUGGAGCUGUCAGUUGCGGCGCUAGGAUGAAACAUUAUCCCAGAGCUACCAGCCUUAGAAACCGCACUACACUACAACAACCGUCUAAAUUAACUCGACGACAGCCAUGACAAGAAUAAAUCUGUGAUGGUGUUUGGAGAUGGUUGCGCGCGGUGGGCGCUGCAGCGGGCAGCGCUGGUGGCUUGCUUACUGGUGGGUGCGCUGGCUCCACAGCGGAUGGAGCCGUGCGCGAGCAGCCCACUGUGUUCAUGCCGCACGGCACACAUGUCCUGCAUCGCUGUGCCUCUACACAGGUUCCCGGAAUGGCCUCGAAUAGAGUUGCAGCAUUUGGAUAUUAGCAUGUCGAAUCUGGAAGUGCUCCCAGAAAGUGCAUUAGAUGGGCUUAGAUUGCAAACAUUAGUUUUAGUAGCUAACAAAUUACACCACAUCGAACUUCAUGCUUUUAGUUCAAUGGCUAUAACAUUAGCGUCGCUAGACCUCAGCUACAACGAAUUUACUGAAAUACCACAACAGGGAUUGAAAGAUCUUAAAGUUUUAAACUGGUUGAAUCUACAGAAUAAUAACAUAGCUCAUAUUGGGACAGAAGUAAGAUGGCAUCACUUGGAAGAUACACUAACGAGCUUAUCUUUAAGCAACAAUCAAAUCACUCAGCUGAGAUCACACGCUCUGUCAUCACUGUAUCACCUACUUCAAUUAGAUCUCGAUGGGAACCACCUACGCAGCAUCAGUUCAGACUCCUUGCCUACAUCACUAACAAUCCUUAAACUAUCCAAUAAUUUCCUACAUGAAAUUUCUUGUGAUUUAUUAUUUAAUCUUCCCAGAUUGCAGUCCGUUCACUUGCGACAUAAUUUUAUCAGUUCCAACUUUAAUUCCACUUGUUCUAGUAACAGAAACAAAAAGAUAGAAAAGUUGGACUUAAGUAAUAAUAGGAUUAAUGAUUCAUCCGAGAUUUCCGUUCUUCGAGAAAUUCAAUUUAGACAAAUUAUUUUAGAUCUUAAUGAACUAACCAUCUUACCGAGGUUGGUGUUUGCAAAUAACCGAAUUGAAAAACUGUCUAUAUCUUACAAUAAAUUGAGUUCUAUUUAUCGAGACGUAUUUUUAUCGUUAAAAAACUCGCUGGAGCAUCUGGAAGUGGAACACAACAAAUUGUCUUACUUGCCGGACAGUCUGGCUCAGGUCGCGAGACUGCGCCAUUUAUCUUUAGCCUACAACCAACUAGAGGAUUCUCCCCCGCUUCCGAGCCGGAUUCAAACACUUUCGCUCGCAGGCAACUUUUUAACUUCGAUACCUUCUACUCUACAAACGUUGGAGCCCGGCUCCAUUCGUUAUCUCGACUUAAGUUACAACAGGAUAUCUAAUUUGUUACCAAACGAAUUCUUCGACUGGUCCACUUCCCUUGGAACCAUCAAUUUGAGAGGUAACAGGAUUGCGCAGAUUUAUAAGAACGUUUUUCCGGCAACAAUGCCAGUUAAAGAGAUUAAUUUGAGCUUUAACGACUUGUAUUAUGUGCAUCCAGAGUCUUUCUCCAACGUUACUAGUUCCUUGCAAGUGUUGGAGUCUUCGUCGACGCUUUUUAGUGGAUAUUUUCCGUUUGAAGUAGAUGAAGGUCUAGAUAAUCUCAACGUUUUAUCGUUUGAUAACAAUGACUUUCAUAUUCUUAAGUUAUCAGAUAUUGCUGCCUUUCCGUACCUAAAAUACCUUAACUUAGAUUACAAUAGAAUUAUAGAUAUCAUUGUAGGAGAAGACCAUGAAAAUAUUUCCCUCCCCCUGAGUAAUAUUCGAAUAGCAUACAAUUUUUUAAGUUCUAUACAUAGCCUAACCUUUGCUUAUAUGCAAGACUUAAGAAACUUAGAUUUAUCUUAUAACCGAAUCAAUAACUUAACUAAGCACAGUUUCACUAACUUACCAAACUUGAGAUAUUUAUCUCUUGCGGGUAACAUAAUCGAUUCGAUGGAAGCGGAGGCCUUCGUUAAUUUACCGAAACUGGAAAUAUUAGAACUCCAGGGAAAUAACUUAACUUAUUUAUCAUUAAAUUCAUUUUAUAACGUGUCUCAUCCAGAAAUCACAUUUACUUUAAACGUGAGUAGGAAUCACUUAAAAUUUAUAGAGGGUGAAUAUACUAUAUCAAUUAAUAUAUUUGAUGGAUCUCACAACGAGUUCUAUGAUGUGCCAAAUAUUUUUUUUAUGACCAUAGAAUCUUCCAUAAGACAAAUUAUUUUAUCACACAACAAAAUAACUCAUAUAUCUAGUGAAGCAUUUGGUCAAUCUAUAUAUUUAGAGAUUCUAGACUUGCAUAAGAAUAGUGUAAACACUGUUAAAAGAAAAUCUUUUUCGGAUCUAAUAUCGUUGCAAAUUUUAGAUCUAUCUUACAAUGUAAUAACGCAAAUGUCUGUAGAACAAUUUUGUAAUUUAAAUAAACUAAGGUACUUAAAGUUAGAUCAUAAUAAUAUAAGGCUUCUUCCUAGAGAUGUGUUUAAAAAUACUAUAAUAGAACAUUUAGACCUAAGUCACAAUGACAUAUCUUUGUUUCCUGUUACGGCGCUCUCCCAAAUAGGCUUUACUUUACGAUACUUAGACUUGUCCCACAAUCGCAUAGAAUAUUUAGAUAGUAACAUAUUCCGGAACACUCAAUUCCUACUAAAUUUAAAUUUGGGACACAAUCUACUAACUGUGCUAUCCGAUAACACGUUUUCGAGCCUCGGAGGCUUGCGAGAACUGGACCUCGGCUUCAACUCUAUAAAGGCAAACUUUAAGGAGUUGUUUCACAACCUUCCGAACUUAAGGCAUUUGAAUCUUGCAAAUGUAAGUUUAAAGUCAGUGCCUUAUCUACCUUUAACAAACUUAACCAGUCUCAAUUUGACUUCAAAUUACAUAAACAGCUUUAAAGAGACUGAUGUUAAACGACUAGUAAAUCUUCGCAGCUUAGAUAUUAGCCAUAAUCGACUCACUUCUCUAGUGCCAAAAAUGUGGUUACACUUGACAAGUUUGAACUUACUGGAUGUUUCGUACAACCCUAUAGUUAGAAUAACGCCAAAUAGUUUCAAAAUGUUAAAUAAUUUGUCCUACUUAAACCUUAAUGGACUCAAAUAUUUAGAUAUAGUUGAUCAAGAUUCCUUCCGUCCUUUAAUAUCCUUGAGAUCUUUGCAUCUCCAGACCUGGUCCACGAUAAAUCAUUCCACAUUUCGCAUUUGUAAUAUCACAUCUUCCCUCCCUUCUUUAUAUAAAUUAGUAAUACAAUGGACAGACAAUGUAAUGGAUAAACAACUCCACGGAAUCGACGCGAGAAACAUACGCUACUUAGAAAUCAGAGGAGAAAGCCUGAAAAGAAUCACUGAUGAAGCGUUUGAAAUGUUUACCAAUAGCCAAGAAAUAUUCAUAAGGAUAACGGCUACAUCCUUGCGGAAACUACCGACUGAGUUUAUGAAACAUCUAGGACAAGUUCCGCAGUUGGGCGUUGACUUGAGUAAUAAUCAACUCACAACUCUAAAUCCCGCCAUCUUCUAUCCAAAUUUCACAAGUUGGAGUCACGUAGCAACAAAAUUACUAUCAGGUGGAUUAAUUUUAACGGGCAACCCACUUCGCUGUGAAUGCGAGCUGGCGUGGCUCGGAGCGUGGCUACGUCGGUGGCUGCAGGAGAACGAGGCUGGGACAGAACUCCGGCGUGAAGUUCGCAGCGCCACUUGUAAGGACCAACAUGGCCGCCACGUCCCACUACUCCAACUUCGCGCUGAUGAGGCGGAGUGCCACGCCAGCGCCCUCUCCAGUGAUGCACAACCAAACUAUACCGAUCUAGUAUACACCCUCGCGAUAGCCUUAUGGAUCCUCCUCCUUAGAUGAUACGCAUCCGUCGUCGUUGAUAGAAUUUUGUAAAUAUAUUUCAUUCACAAGGUUCCUUAGACCGGUUGUCUACUAUACAGGCAGACUGUAGUUUUCUACACACUACAGUUUUAAAAAGAGUAGGUAUUUGACAUGUAUAGGUAGCGAAAUUAAUAAUGAAUUGAAUAUCUCAUAAUUAUGCUCUAAGGCGCGUGUUAUCAUGUUGAAUCUCACAAUGUAAAUUGUAAAAUUAAUUAGAGAAAAUUUGUAAUGUGUCAUCGAUAUUAUUAGAGUCAAUUAACUUUUUUGCAAAAUUUUGGAUAUGUUAUAUUGAUUUUUUACCCCUAACAAACAGCACACCUAAUAAUUAAUGUGAUUGAUUACAAUGAAAAUAACUUGUCUGUAAAUUUUAAUGAGUAGUGACUUUAUUCGUUACCUGUGUAAAUAUGUAAAAAAAGUAAAUAUUUUUC